AUGCAGGCCGAUAGUGAUCUCUCAGUGGGAAUGAAUGGCUUGGUGUACCUCUCCGACCGAACUUCUGUUAGGAUCGCAGGAAAUGACCUUGGUCAGCGGUGUAAUGUAUCGGCGGUACACCCGUUUAUAGCUGGCUCGACUUCGCCAUUCAGUAUUGUGACGAGAGGUGAAGAAAUAUUUCCGAAUGGGACGCCUGUGGUAUUUACAGGCACCGCAAUAGUCACCGGUCGGCCAGGCCUAUUAGUUGUCAAUGUGGACGGAGGGAUCAUGGCGGUGAAUAUAGGCUUAUCGCAAUUUAGUCAAGACAGAAUCAACCUUAUACAUGUCGUUGGUCGUGGACGGGUGAGGUUGCGUCGACGAGUUGGUCAGAAUCAAGGCCUGGAAGGGUGGUGGCUACUGGUAGUUUCACACAGCGUGUUUGUUGACUCCUUGGGAAGCUUUGUAGAGUUUGAAAUCUACUACACCGAUAACCAAGGAUACAUCUCCCAAUUGCCCGAGGCAUCGAUUCAGAGCGGUGGAAUAGUUUCUCUGGAGGGUGCAAUAAUAACCUUCUGCGUUCCCAGGCUACGAGCAUUGCUUGCUCCCAGGAUCAUUGAAACGGAUGCGGUUCAAGCAGGCGGCACAGGAAAAGGUAUGGAUUGUUAUGAAUACGUUGCAAUGCAACCAACACUACUCAGCACUAACAGUACAAGCCAAUUCCGUACGUUUACAAGCAACUGUGUUGAGUGGGAAGCCACAACAGGGCACUUGGAAAAGGGGAGAGGGACGGCGAGAAAUCGAAUUGAGAUGAAACAGUUUGAGGACGAAUCCGACUCACAUAAACGACAAGAGAUAGACAAGGUGAACAUGGGGGCCGCCACGGCACUGAUUUUCAAUGAUGUAGGUGGGCUCUGCAGUCAUGACGGAGCUAUGAGCGAAUAUGAUAUGGAUUGGGAGGAUGCGGAAAAUGAAGUAGAAGUUUUGGAUAGUCGUAACGAAGUCGUUUAG
This is a messenger RNA of Melampsora larici-populina 98AG31, 987 nucleotides long. RefSeq lists its product as uncharacterized. Lineage: Eukaryota; Fungi; Basidiomycota; Pucciniomycetes; Pucciniales; Melampsoraceae. The record is from RefSeq and is a predicted model, not a curated record. Bases 1 to 987 code for a protein of 328 amino acids. The transcript is spliced from 7 exons.